This is a messenger RNA of Macrosteles quadrilineatus (aster leafhopper), 1895 nucleotides long. Its product is annotated as pickpocket protein 28-like. The coding region runs from base 1 to 1518 and encodes 505 amino acids. Lineage: Eukaryota; Metazoa; Arthropoda; Insecta; Hemiptera; Cicadellidae. Gene Ontology annotation, cellular component: membrane. Gene Ontology annotation, molecular function: ligand-gated sodium channel activity. The record is from RefSeq and is a predicted model, not a curated record. Gene Ontology annotation, biological process: sodium ion transmembrane transport. The transcript has 11 exons.
AUGGAGGAGGAGGUGAAGAACGAGGUAGAGAGAGAGGAGCUGAAGGCAGAAUUGUUCUGGGGCCUGGCCAUGGUAGUGACGUACUCCAGUUGCUGGUACUUUGUCGCUCUGGUCAGUUCAGACUUCUACACCACCCCUGUCGUUAUGUCUGUGGAGACCCGAGCCACAUCUAGCUGGUCCAUCCCCUCCCCAGCCGUCACUGUCUGCACAUCCAGCCACAUCUCUCAUGCCAAGGUGGAUGUCUCAGCACUCUACAAGGAGACCAACCUCAACGAUUCAAUGAAGGCUCGGCUGGACGUUGUGCGUAACCUUUGUGGCCAUGCUGGAGGAGGAUCUGACUAUCUUGAUGAUGAAGCUUUAACCCAUGUAAUUAAAAAUUAUCUGCCGGAUGUACGCAACGUUUUCAUCUCCGUCACCAGGAUGCACAAGAACAUAGAACCUCUCCCGGCGCAUCUACAGACCAUUAUAACUCCGUCGUCAAUCUGCUUCGUCCACAACAUGCUGCCGCUGGAAGCAUUCCUCAGACCUGAGUUUCUGGAAGUGUACAAGAAGUACGGACUGUUGGACGGGAAGAGAGUGGACCACAAUGUGUGGACUCCAGACCUCGGGUAUCAGAGUGAGCGUUAUGACGCUCUACCACUCAGAUUGUGGGGUAACGCGUACUCCAGCAGCACACGGUACUUGCUGAGCGUCCGGGACAAUGACUACGAUGACGUUUGCAGCUUCAACAAUAGGGCGUUCUCGAUAUAUCUUCACAAUCCAGCUGAAAUACCUUGGCGAGUACACAGCAAUAUUUUUCUUAAGACAAAUUACCGAGUCAUGGUUUUCAUAACUCCAGUUGUAACAAGUACUGAUGAUGUGGUGAAGGUAUGGAACCCUAUGAAGAGAGGAUGCUACUUUGAGAGGGAGAGGUAUCUCCGCUACUUUCACAUCUACACGCAGCGCAACUGUGAGAGGGAGUGUGAUUCUAACAACACCUACGCUAACUGCGGCUGCGUCUCGUUUAGCCACCCUAGAAAUUUAUCAAUGCCACUUUGUGGUCAUAGCAGACUGCUAUGUGUGGAGAAAAGUCAAUCUAUGAUGAUCAAGCAGGAGAUGCGAUUGAAAGGCAAGGAUAACUGUCAAUGUCUUCCGUCGUGCAACGAGAUAGACUACUUUCCGGAGAUUCACUGGCGACCCUGGGAGUUCAUGGUUAAUUCUUCCUUCGCCACCAUCCCCGGAAAAGUGGACCUCAACACAACUUCAAUUUCCCUCCUGGCCAUUGCGGUAAAAAAGAAGUACAUGAACAUGACAAAAAGAACUGCUUUAAUGGGUUCUGCAGCAUAUGUUGCCAGCAUUGGAGGGAUUUUGAGUCUUUUCCUUGGCAUCAGCGUGUUGAGCCUCUUCGAAGUUCUGUACUUCAUUACGUUCCGUGCGAUAACCAACAUCUGGAACGUUUAUAAGCAGGAACACCAAUUGGAGAUGAACCAAAGAACAUUGUGGGCGUUCCGAAGCAGGAAAAAUCCUUUCAUACCUUAAUUGUUCAAAUAAUUAUCAUCAAAAACAAUUAUAGUCUAGUUAUAUUUUUUAAUUGUUUUACCUAUACCAAAUGUGACAUUAGUGCGAUAGUUUAUUAUGACUUUCCCUUAGACGAUUCAUCAGUUUUCAAAUAAAUUGAUAAAGAAUGUGGCUUUUCGUUGUAAUUAAGAAGUAAUCAGUGAAUCAUCCAAGCCUUGGUCAAUAAAAAUUUACUAUUAGUAAUGAAUGAUGUUAGAUCAGUAAGAUUAUGAUAACAUCUUAACCGAAUACAUACCUCGAGCUUAGAUUAUAGAUUAGACCUUAGAGUAGGAAUGUCAACAUUCUGUAAAAGAAUAAAGGAAUAAAGUCUAAAAUCAGCAAACUGUAUUAACUAUGGA